Messenger RNA from Varroa destructor (honeybee mite), 4374 nucleotides. It is a transcript of the gene Mettl4, whose product is annotated as Methyltransferase like 4. The record is from RefSeq and is a predicted model, not a curated record. Gene Ontology annotation, biological process: methylation. Gene Ontology annotation, molecular function: nucleic acid binding; methyltransferase activity. Gene Ontology annotation, cellular component: nucleus. NCBI's taxonomy places the organism in Eukaryota, Metazoa, Arthropoda, Arachnida, Mesostigmata, Varroidae.
ACAGCAGUAUACAGGUAGCGCACGUUGCAGCUGAUGUUGGGUAGUACGCACACGCUAGAGAUUCGAAAUCGAUUUUCUAUAUUUGAAGUGUGCACAAGCUUUUCUGUACCGACUCAGUCAUCAUCAUGGCAGUCAUCAACUCUCUGAGUCAGCGACUGUCGCUUUAAGCUACUUUAUGAUAUGUCACGCACAAGCCUGUAAGGCACCUACGUAGCUGCGGCUAAAGAAGAAUAACUGCAAUGCAACUGUUAUAAAUAGGGACGUACAACUAACAUCAAAUAACAAUACCGCUACGUUGCAAGGUUUUAAUUUUUCCGGUGACUUGUCGUUUAGUUUGCGUAGGCUCGUCUUGCUAUACUCUUAGUUUCCAUACGUGCGUAGCACGCGGGGCUAUGCCGGUUUGGAUAUGAUUCGGUGGUCUGAUAUUCUCUAAAGAUCUCUCGUAGCAUUGUUGACCUCGUCUUGCCUUCAAACUCGUGUAGACAAAAAUUGAAAAUCCAUAAUAUUGGUUCAUUUAAGAUUCAUUUAAGACUCUAGCAUUAUGCUUCAUACUGUCGCCUAUAUAAUACGGUGUGUAUAUGAAGCUGCAUGACCGAAAGUUUAUCCAUGCAAACAAACGUAAGCCAUUCUACGUACUAUAGGGAAUUCGGGCAAAAUCGCAGCGAAAGCUCAGGACAGUCACUUUGUUAAGACUUGUACCUUUUGGUAAUAGGCACACCGUCCUGUGUGUCUGAACUGCACAGAAAACAAUCUGAUCUAUUCAUAAUGGUACAUGAUUUCUGUGACAUGUGCGUGUGUUUUCUACACAAACUUGUUAUGUUUAUAUGUGUGUGUGUGUGUGUGAUAUCUACAGCGUCAUCGUAAUGUAUUUACGCCGCUCGUGUCGUUGCUAACGGUGGUUCGCUGCUAUUAAACUAUCCAAAAUAAUCAACAUACCAGCAACAACAGGACGUUGACACAGAAGUUACAGCUGUGUAGACGAUAACCUGCAUCGGAGGACAGUGUGCGCUGUUGCUGAGAUCGCCGUGUUGCGCCCUGCCACAGACCAAAACGCCGAAGGAUCGAUAUCUGAGCAUAUCCCCGCGGCGGUUGAUGAUUGUUGGUGAAGAAGAAGUUCGACCUUCUCUCGUGCUUGGCCGUCGAGAUAUAAAAGAAGUACCCGUACAUAGUACGAGUUUUCAUGCUGCCUCCCUGCUCUAAAGUAUCCCGUACCAAUGAAACAUAGUUGGUCAGCUAGAUAAAAAAAAAGUGAAUUCAUCUGGCCCGCUUCUUAGGUUUGUUUGGCUCCAAAUGUACGGCCAUAACUGCCAGUCUAAAGAGUUAGCUUCGAAUUCUGAUCUGACGAGGAGAGUGAACUUUCUCAAAAGCGUUGUUCAUUCCGCCCUCUUCUAGCUAUUCUACUACUUAGGCCAGAACGAUCAUCUUCUGGCCACUCGCAGGGUCGAUUGGCCGGCCCCACAUCACGAUAGCCACCAAGAUCACCAACCGUCGCCCGUUACUGCGGCAGGCAUCGAUGGCGUCAGCGAUCCACGGAUACGACUUCUCUCCCGACGGACGACCGUUUUUUUCGUUUUCUUCUUCCACCGAUUGUGCCGAGCAGCUGUUUUGCCCAUCUGCGGGGAAGCAAGCGCUUUGGGCUUGGCCAGAAAGGCAGCCCACAGGUUAAGCUGUUCGCCAGUUUCUACCGGUUUUGUCUGUAUACGCCAUCACGGCAAGCUGCGCGAAGAAUACUGCUUGCGUUGCUUAGCGUAUAUAUUCGCAGGAAUGGUUGCAGGUAACAUUGACCAGCAGCUUAGAUGAACUCUGCCUGGGUGGAUAUGGACAUCUGUGCGUCGUUGCGGUAAUGCGCGUUGUACGUUGAGAUAAUAGUACAUCGAUUGUUGAAUACAGUAGUCGGUAGUAGCCGUCCUAUUCUUACUCAAUUUAUAACCGAAGAUUAACUUUUGCCUGCCUUUGUUUUUCACAAGUUGAUGCCGGUAUCUAUUCGUCAUUCGUUUCGUAUGUCAGUAGCGGCAACAGGCUGGUGGCAGCAUCUGUCGAUAUCUUGGCGAAUAACCCUGCCUAUUUUUCGCAUCAGGGGUAGCCCGCCCGUGAAGCGCACCCUCGCUCCGAAAGCGAUUGGAAACAAGUUUCCUUUUCUGACGACAAGGCGGUGGCGCCCUCGGUGACCGCUGAAAGAAGGUUAGGUGGGAAUAUACCGCUUUUACCGGUGUAAAUUGUUUGUCGGACUAUAUCUCGAUGGAGGGCUGUUCGAUGUCAUUUCGGACGCGUGCUGUACAAUCAUCAGAAACAAAGUUUCUAAGUCCAUAUAAUCAAUAAAAAAGCUGUAAAAUGUACAUCAAUUGGGAAGAUGAUUUAUUCACUGAGUUCUAUUAGCCUGUAAAGGACUGACUUCGAGUUUUGAAAUAAUCUGUGUAGUGUUUGACUCGCCUAUAAAAUUUAACACAGAGUCCGCUUCUUUGACAAAAACAGGAGCAGCAGGAUUUAUAAGAAACCAAGGCAGGAUAAAGGUCGUAAAAUAUGCUAAUAAAAUAGGCAGUAAUCAAAUGCAAUUAAAUUAUAGUCAUAACAAUUAACGGUAAACAAGGACACUCGGGACUAUAUUUAGGAAAUAUCUAAUUGUUUUACAAGAUAUUUACUUCAAAAUAUUCACCUAGUGGUAAGAAACUUAUUGUUGGUUCAAGUAUAUCAAGUCUUGAAUUUCUUAGCUAGAUUUGCUAUUGUAUCAUUCUAACCUCAAUAUAGUGCCACUGAGCCUCUUAAAGUCUAACGCAAUUUUUCGUACCCAAAAAUGACUUAAAAUUGACAGUAUUUUAAAAUUAACGUGCUGUAAUGAAAUAUUUUUAUUGAUAAUAACUGUAGGUAUGAACUAAUUUUUGUACGAUGCUGCAAAAGGUGCAAUUAACUACCUAACAAGUUACUUUAAUGUCUUUUCAGUGAGACCUGAGAAUACACUAAGUUUACUUCUCAUUUCCAAUAUUUGGCUCGCAAAAAAAUUAUAUUGAAGCAAUGAAUGGAAUUCGACAGUAGUUGCUUCUGGUUAGUUUAGGCAGGAUUUAGCACCGAUGGGUCUAUAAUAGCAAACAAUGGUUAACAAUAACUCAGCGUUUUAAAACUGACAUCAUACUAGGGUUUUGUUACUUAUGUCGAUUGAUUAGUUUUUUUUUAAUAUAUAUACAAAGGUGAGUCGAAAAUGCAUAUUUGAUUUUUGAUCGAAUAAAUAUGUAAGAAUACGCUGUUAAUUUCAGGUCAUGUUUCAACAAUGGAACGUUUAAUAUUUGUUGAUCACCUCAAGAGUAGCUUUCUCAACAGCGGUUCUGAGGAUAUUUCUUAUCAUCAAGAUUUAUUCGCCAUUUAUAAACCGUUCGCAGCUCAAAGUAGCGAUAACAUUUCAAAAAGAAAACGAGCAGCAUGCGGAGACUCAGAAACAGAACUUAGUGGAGAAUGGCCUCUUGAUCAAGAUAUUGCAGACAAUCUCAAAAAGUUUGUUAUAGAGAAUUCGGAUGAGUUUGCACGUGAAGUCCUGGAUGAUGCUGAAAACAGUAAGGCAAAGCAAUCGGCGGCCGUUAUUCCAUCAAGUUACUUUUUUCGAGGUUGCACUUAUCAGAUAUUUUUUAAUGAAAAUGGGAAAACACAGAAAUGUUAUUUUCAGAAUCGACAGUUUCUUCUGCCGCCACACUCAGUAGGUAUUCUGAGUACGUUGAGUCCAAGUUCAACGAUCGAUAUGCUUAAAGCAGCACAUACCUUAUAUGGGUCUGACGGCCGUUUUGAUCUUAUCGUUAUGGAUCCUCCUUGGAUUAACAAGUCAGUGAAACGACAACGCCGCUACAUGACAGCUGAUGCACAGGAUUGCCUCUCUCAACUAAAGAUUCAAGAUUUACUCGCCUAUGACGGUCUCCUUAUUGUAUGGUACACUCAUAACAUUAGUCAUUAUACUUAUCUCAAAGAGCAACUUAGCGGAUGGAAUUUGCAAUUGGUAGCAACAUGGACUUGGCUUAAAGUAACGACAAAUGGGACGCCCAUUUGUCCUUUAGGUCGAAAUUUCAAGAAACCUUAUGAGCACGUGCUCCUGGCGACGCGAAACCAGUUGUACACCGAGAAACUCUUUAAGAGUAACGGUAAGAUUAUUGUGUCUGUACCAAGUGCAAUACACUCGCAUAAGCCAAACUUGGAAUGCGUUUUGGAACAAUUUGAUAUUCACUGCAAACGUCUCAGGUGUUUAGAGCUUUUUGCCAGGACGCUUAAAUCAAACUGGGUGUGUUUUGGUAACGAAGUUAUUAAGUUGCAGUGCGUUGAAGUGUUCGACGUCCUAAACUAGAAGUCUCGUUAAACGUCAUUAGGUAAACAUUGUAAAUGUGUAUUAAUAAAUUAUUA